This is a messenger RNA of Encephalitozoon romaleae SJ-2008, 612 nucleotides long. RefSeq lists its product as hypothetical. Bases 1 to 612 code for a protein of 203 amino acids. Lineage: Eukaryota; Fungi; Microsporidia; Unikaryonidae. The transcript has a single exon. The record is from RefSeq and is a predicted model, not a curated record.
AUGAGCACCGGAAGCGGAGAGUAUGGUCUGAUAAAUGAUGUAACACUAUCAAGGUUCAGGGAAUUUCUCGGGACAAGCAUAAAUGAUGGGUAUACAAGACAUAGGAUAUGCAAAAGCUUGAAAAGAAGCCGCACUAGCUUAUACACGAUUCUGACUGCAAAAAUCCUUUUUGAUAAGACAAAAAGAUAUUUUCCAAGUUACAUCGAAAAAAUAGAGAAGGGAUCUCUGUCGGACGUAGAUAAGUUUAUGUCCAACAGGAGGAAGAAAGAACUAGAGAAAAUCCUUGGCAACGAAUAUCUUUUAUUUAUAGGAUGUACAAUAAUAUCAUCGAAAAUAUACAUGGAUCUUUCAUACACCAACUUCUCAUGGAUUGAGGUAUGCCAUCACGGAGUCGAUCAGAUAAAUGUUGCAGAAAGGCAGAUCUUGCAAGUUCUGGACUAUGAUGUAAACCUUCAAUGGAUAGAGCUGAAAAGAAUGUAUGACGAGUUCGGCGCAGUGCCUAAUAAAGCCCUUUUUGGCCAAGUAGAGAUGAAACAAAGAAAAGGAUUCUUUAAAUGGGCAUUUGGUUCCCUGUUCCGCUUCAUCUCGUGUGUGGAUACCGUGAAUAAAUAG